AUGAUGUACAACGACACUUCGCUGGAAACAAGGGAUACACCGAUUGUUGCGCUCGUCAUUAUGCUGUCGCUAUGUCUGUAUAUCGUUGUGGCAAGUAUAUUGAUUAUCAUUGCUGUUAAAGUCAACAAGGAGUUACACAAUGUGGGUAGUUACUUACAAAUCAAUAACAUGUUGGUAGCUCUUCAGACAACCGUGAUUACUGUGCCUCUCCUCGUUCGCAUACUUGCUACUUGUGGAUUUUACGAUUAUUGGAGUUGCGUGCUAACUUACUGUUUCAUGGUUUUCUCGUUUUUGAACAAAUCGACAAAUUUAUUUUUGUUUGUGGUAUUAGUAUUCUAUCAACUAAAGAGCCCCUUCCAGUCGCUAACGGACACGACAACCAAACGGUUUUGUAGCGCUGCUGUAAUAAUGUGGACAACAACCGGGAUAUUCAGCUUCAUCCCUUCAAUGGGAUUCAACAGUUACUACGACACGCGUAACGAUGAUGACUUUGUAUGUCUUCCCUUUAGUGUUCCAACUACUGCUCAUUUCUUAGUGUCGGUGUACGUCAUUGAGGUACCGUUCGUCGUAGCAACCUGUGUGAUUGGCGGUAUGUUUCUGCGUCUGGUAAAUAAAGUGGCGAGCACGUCGACGUCAGAUGCAGGCGGACUGUACGCAUCCGGGAGCACUAAGCGUAAACUGGCGACAAUAGUAAUAAUUAUAACGUUCGCUCUCUUAGUCGUCUGGUUGCCAGCCAUGAUAAUAGCUCACAUAUCGUUCUUCUGUCCGUCAUGCGUGGACCAUUACAAGGUGUUAUUCACAGUAGCAUGGGUAUUUACCAUUAUAUCUACGCUCCAACACUCGGCGCUAUUAGAUUGCGAGAGAUUCGUGGUACGUUGA
Saccoglossus kowalevskii is the source of this 879-nucleotide messenger RNA. Its product is annotated as adenosine receptor A1-like. Lineage: Eukaryota; Metazoa; Hemichordata; Enteropneusta; Harrimaniidae. The record is from RefSeq and is a predicted model, not a curated record.